GACUAUGAAGAGCUAGAGAAACAGCUGAAGGAAGUCUUUAAGGAGCGUAGCACAGUCCUCCGGCAGCUGACAAAGACAUCCAGAGAACUGGACGGGAUCAAAGUCAACCUUCAGUCUUUGAAAAAUGAUGAGCAAUCUUCCAAAACUGAUGUUCAGAAGCUCCUGGAGUUAGGCCAGAAACAGAGGGAAGAAAUGAAGUCUCUCCAGGAAGCCCUGCAAAAUCAGCUUAAAGAGACAUCUGAGAAAGCCGAGAAACACCAGGCAACAAUUAAUUUUUUGAAGACUGAAGUGGAAAGAAAGAGCAAAAUGAUCCGAGACUUACAGAAUGAGAAUAAAAGCUUGAAAAACAAAUUGUUGUCAGGAAGCAAGCUGUGUGGUAUUCAUGCAGAAGAGUCCAAAAAAAUCCAAGCUCAACUGAAAGAGCUCCGUUAUGGGAAGAAAGAUUUGUUAUUUAAGGCCCAACAGCUCACUGAACUGGAACAAAAGUUAGCUGUAGCCAAAAAUGAACUUGAGAAAGCAGCUCUGGACAGGGAAUCACAGAUGAAAGCAAUGAAAGAGACUGUACAACUCUGCUUGACAUCAGUUUUCCGUGAACAGCCUCCUCCUUUGAGUCUCAGCUCAUCAAAUCCAACACAGAUGUUACAUCCACCCAGGACAACUGCUUCCAAGAUUCCAGAAACAAGGACAAAAAGCAAGCCACAACAAAGUUCUCCAGGAAACCAUGAGAGCUCUCAAGUUCAGGCAACAAAGGAAGACACGAGAAGAAUCUCUGUGUGUGGUCCUCAAGAUGAGGGUAGUUCCUGUUUGGUGAAGCAUGAGGAGGGUCCCCAAAGUAACAUCACUGCAGAAUCAGAACCCACAACACAGCAGAAAUUGCAAAUGCCUCUUUGUUCUGAAUGUGAAGAGAAAAAAGGCCCAGAAAAGCAAACAGCCAGUUUUGAUGGGACUCCAGCUAAAGAAGAGAAAAUACUGUAAACAGGAGGCAUGGAAUCAAAAGCUCCCCUUUCCUGCCAUCAUCAUAUUUCUAGAGUACAGGCUUGAUGGGAACACCACGUUUCUAAAGCAUGCAACUUUUUUCCAAACUUUAUGUAACUUUAUAAUGUGAACUACACAAUUUCCAAAAGGUUCCAGGCUGAUUAUGAACUUUAGCAAUAAUCUAAUGAAAAGGAUUUCUUCACUCACACAUCUCUAAAAUUAGCCAGUACAAAUUGAUUUGUUUUGUGCUAAAGCACAACCAUAACUUUUUUUUUUUUUUUUGGUCUUUGCAUGGAUAUCUAGAAUUCAAAGGUGGACUUGGUAACAUCAGCUAGAAAAUGAUAAAAUAUGAGCCCUGCUGUUUUUAAAAAUCUAAAUUUCAAAUGUAUAAAAGUUUUGUUGUACAAUGGCCAUCUGGUGUCGUUUCCUCCAAAGUUGGAAUUUGCAGACCAGAAUACAUUAUUUUAGGUAUUUAGUUUUUUGUCACAUUAUAUUGACCUAAUAAUCAUUGAUAUAAAAUUAUGUCCAGUUAAUUCUGUCAAUGAUAAGUUAAUUACUAGAACUCAUUAGUUGUAUUUAAUAUGAUAC
Molecule: messenger RNA, 1563 nt
Organism: Psammomys obesus (fat sand rat)
Lineage: Eukaryota; Metazoa; Chordata; Mammalia; Rodentia; Muridae
Gene: Luzp2
Product: leucine zipper protein 2
Exons: 11
Coding region: 193-975 (260 amino acids)
Source: RefSeq, a predicted model, not a curated record